UAGUCUGCAAGUUUCUGUGCAUGUUUCUUUCUGAACAGUAACUGAAGAUGUUACACAUACAGUAAAUAGUCAUUUUCCUACAAAGAGAAGCAUAGGAAGCCUUAGAAAGGCUGCAAGAGACAGAAGAAUGUGGCUCAAAAGCCAGAUCCUGCUCUUAUGUUGCAUUGCAAGUGAAGUUUGGAUGGUAAAGCACCUUGACUCUAGAAGGAAUUUCUCACGAGGACUUUACUCAGCUGAAGACCACCAGUCUGUAAAGUGGAGCAGACUGAAAAGGAGCUUGUACCAAGGCAAGUACUGCAAGACACGAGGCUGUUGUGCAGGAAGAGAUGAUGGCUGCAGCUUUAACAUCGCUUCCAGAGCAGCUGUCUGCUACUGCGAUCAGUUCUGUACCACAGGUCCUCCUGGCCCUGUAGACUGCUGUGCUGAUUACUGGGAUGUCUGUGACAACUCUGUUGAGCCCACCAAAUCAGAUGAGCUUUGGCCACCUCCAACAGCAGGUUGUUAUAAAGAUGGCCGAUAUUAUGGAGAAGGAGCAACAAUUAAAGACAACUGCAAUUCCUGCAAAUGCUUCCAAAGUCUGUGGAAGUGUUCAAACAAUGUAUGUCUUGUUCGCCCAGACCUAAUUCACCACAUCAAUACUGGAGAUUAUGGAUGGAAAGCUGAGAACUACAGCCAGUUCUGGGGGAUGACACUGGAAGAAGGUUUCAAAAAACGCCUGGGAACACUCCCUCCAUCUCAUUCUUUGCUGAAUAUGAAAGAAACUCCAAGAAACUCACUACCAGAAGAAAAAUUUCCUGCGUUUUUUGCAGCAACUUAUGCAUGGCCUGAGUGGAUUCAUGAUCCUUUGGAUCAGCGAAACUGUGGAGCAUCCUGGGCUUUUUCAACUGCAAGUGUUGCAGCAGAUAGAAUAGCAAUUCAUUCUGAAGGUCUGAUCACAGACAACCUUUCCGUUCAGAAUUUGAUCUCUUGUGAUACCAGGAAUCAAAAUGGAUGUAAUGGUGGAAGCAUUGAUGGUGCUUGGAGAUAUCUGAAAACCCAUGGGAUUGUGUCUUAUUCUUGUUACCCAUCAUUUUGGAAUCAACACUUGCAGCCACCAGGUGAAAAUCACUGCUAUGUGUCAAGUGAACUUGGAAAAAACUAUACAACAGGGCUGUGUCCCAAUGCUUUAGAGCAAUCCAAUCGGUUAUAUCGAUGCGCCUCCCACUACAGGGUCUCAUCACAAGAAACCGAUAUAAUGAAAGAAAUCAUGGACAAAGGACCAGUGCAAGCUAUAAUGAAAGUGUAUGAAGAUUUUUUCCUUUACAAGAAGGGAAUCUAUAAACACUCUUACAAUGCAGGAUCUCAAUGGAAAAUUCAUUCAGUCAAACUCCUUGGGCCAUGCAUUGUCGUGUGUUCAGGGUGAUGGAGUCUUACAAAAUGCAGAUAUAUUUUAGAGGAACUUUCCAAAGCUGUUUGUACUGGAAGACAAAUACACGUAUGAACUUUCAAAUUGAUCACUGAAUCAUAAGGAUUGUAAAUCCAAGGACUGAAUUCCAUUGUUCUGCAAGCUGAAACUACUAGGUAUUUUCUAGCACCUGAAGGCUGUUUAUUUAUAAAACCACCUUUGAUUGGACUAUAAAUCUGUCUCCAAGGAGAUACUGUGUGGCAUCAGGCUCAAGGAGAGAAUGGGAAAAGACAGAGAACUGCCUGGAAACAUGAGAAGAAUAUGGGCAAAUGAGGUUGGUGGGGGUUAUAGAUUGUUUGGAUGUGAUCGCAGUCUCCGUGGACAGUGAAACAGCAGCUUCUAGAAGCUGAAGGCAGGGUGGAUUGACCCCACUGACAUUUAGAAAGAACAGGGUCUCUCAAGUCCUUCCUGUGUCUUGUAUUCAGAGAAGGGGAAGCAGGCAUAAAAAAAUGAGGUACAGAGACUGGGAUUCAUAACAACCAAGUCUUGAUGUCUAAACGUUAGAUGUAUAUGUCUCUGCUUGGCAGCCAUGCUUCCCUUCAUAAUCCAUAGAUAUUCAUCUGCUCUAUCCUAGGUAUCUAUCUUAAUGUACAUUAAAUUGCUUUGCCAGCCCUUAUUUCUCUCUCUCUUGAAUAUGAAAGAACCCAUGGAUAAUAUCAAGCUGCAGUAGGUAACAUUAAGAUGUCUAGAUUAGAGUAGGUGAAUCCCACUUGUAAAGGCAUUAUAAAAUACCUUAAACAACAAACUGAUUGUCCUACUAGAGUGUAAUUAUAGUAAGGUAGUAUCUUAAGGAUGUCUUGCAUAUGUAUAUUUGUGUAUAUGCGCGCGCACACACACACACACAUUUAUGUGUAUACAUACAUAAAAUUACCACUGAUAAUUACACUAGAAUGAAAACAAGCUAAGGAGGCUCAAUGAACUGCAAAUACUGAAUGGGACUGAGGACUCUGUUAUUAUAAGAGGACUAAUGACUGAAAAAAUAACAUGUUAAACUGUACUUUUAAUCUUAAUUUCUCUAAUAAUAAAAGCAGACUGAAUUCACAUCACAAAGGAUUUUUGUAGCAGAUUUACCUUCCAGGUCUACGCAGUUAAGCCAGAGUUGCUGAACAAAUGUGUGAAGUCUAUUUUACGGCAGGUUCUCUGUGAGAUUGGUGCUUGUCUUUUUAAUCCUCCUCCUUCCCCUUCUAGUCCUCUGGCUUUCUUAGUGCUAUCUAGGAAAAGAAGACAGGAGACAAAUGUAGUGUUCAAAGGUAAAGAAAACAAUGAAGCAGAUUUGUAGAUGGUGUAAAUGUGUCUAAGUCCAUUAAAUUUAGAGGAAGUGUAUUGGCUUGAGUAGCUAGAGUUCUAGUUCAAAUAUAUCUCUUUCUAAAGUUGGAUAUAGUAAGGUAAAAAAUCCAGCACUAAUUUUUGCAGCCUGCUUGGACAGAUUUUCCCUUACCCUGAUUCCUCCAUUCUGUUCAGCAUUGGUGCCAAGGUACAAUAUCUGAUCCAUAGUUCCACCCAAAGAGCUGUUUCUGCUGUACCCUUGACACUGAAAAUUUCAGAAAGCCCUCAAAAGCUCAAAUCUUGGUCUACAACCAAAUCUAUAGACCAUAGCCUUAAGGCAUAGGGGGCACAAGAAUAAUUUUAUUAAAAGCAUUAGAUAGUGUUCCACAAAAAAAGAUUAUUUCUGAGAGAUUUAGAAGGUGCUCCUAAUGAUAAAGGACUUUCAUAAGAGAAGGUUGAGAAAUGUACAUUCAUCAGGAACACAUCUCCCUUUUAUUUUUAUGAAUGAUUCACUGGAAGCUUUAAAUUCAAUAAUGCAGCAGAUUAAAUGGCAUUGAAACAACUAUGCCCUGAAAAGGCAUAGGUUGAAUUCAUUACUUCUUAACACAAAAAGCCACACUAAUGGAGAUAAAAUUGAUAUGUGAAGCAAAAACCUGUGUUUUGUUGUUGAGGGGAUGGCCAGAGAGAGCAGCAGCAAUUUAAGACUUAAUACACAAUUAAAUGACUCACCUGGGCAAAAUCCAAAGGCUUAGAAAAAGUUCUUAUUGGUAACUACUAUUAAUGAUCUUCCAAUUUAUGCCUUUGAAGACACUCGUCUUUGCUCCAACUCAGACUCAGAACAACAACAAAUAAACACCAUCUUAAACAACAGAAGUGGUUUUCUUCCCGGCUAAAGAAACCUUGAAAUGAAUUCCCUGUUUCCUUUGAUGAGGGAAGAAAGUCUACAUUAUCAUCAGACAAUCAGCGUCAAAUAAUCUACAUAUUUAUUACAAAAAUAUUACAAAAUUAAACAGCACCACUCAUAAACUAUUUUACAGAACAGAGAAAUACAUUGCAAGAUCAUGAGGAAAAGAUCCCCCGGUGUGAGGCGUUUGGUGUUUCAUGCAGUUAAAUUCAGGAGACUCUCUCCCAUGUAAUCUGGUAUGGUAGACCUGUGGGCAUGAUGUAACUGCAGAGUUACUAAAAAUUUCAUUCAUCUUUUGUAUGCUAAAAAAUUCAGGUGAAAUCACAGUAUCAAAUUCCUGGAAUCAUUUUCUAGGAAGGUGUGCCUGGCAGGGAAUGCUAGUCAGUGGCUCUAACCUUUCCUUUUAUGAACAAAAGAUUAAGAACCAAACUUUUGUCUAAUUUAGUAGGUGAAAAUCCUAGUCCUUAGGAAAGUACUGUGUAUUUGUGCUAUAGUACCAAGAAUACAAUUUAAACUGCAGUAGUUAUGCCUUUUUUGUCUGGUAGCAUUAUAACAGUUAAAUGGUAAAGUCCAAGGAAGAAAGGGAGAUGACAAGUCUUACACUAUGUGUAUUACUGGCUCCAGCUCCUUUUAUCUGGAGAAGGAGAUACUGUGAGCCUCUUACAAAAGCAAGAGCUGGAUAUCAAAAUAAUCCAGGUCAAGAUGGGAGGGACUCAUUAAUCUUUUUAUUUUGUUUCUGUGUAUAUAUAGUCUAUGAGAAGACGGUUGUCUUGCCCAAAAGAUUUUAUUGUUUUUUUGGUCACAGUGGUGACAGUAAAAUAACAAUGACUACAUAUAAAAUAUAGUAUUAGACAAAUAAACCUAGUUUGUUAGCACCAGUUGAGGUGAGCACUUAGGCAGGAUGAACCAUCUUCAGAGGGUAUCCCUCUCUCUUGAUUAUAGAAGUGGCUCUUUUCCUAAUUCAAAUGUUUCAGUUCCCUAAUAUUAAAUGGGAUUAAUCUGAACUUCACCAAGUCUUGUUUGAUCACUAGCAUUUUUUUUCAGGUACUGAAAGGGAAUCUCUGUAUUCAAGGCUAUUUUGAUUGAAGAUUAUGAAGGGUUCUUAUUAGAGAGCUAAGUAGUAUAUUUAUUGCAGAAUAUUUUGGUGCAUAGAAGAAAAAUCCAUUUUUAAAGUAAUUUUCUGUCACUGAUGGGCAGAUCUUCUCCUUAAUGAUUCCUUAAAAUCUCAAAAUCUCUUAUUUUCUUCUUAAUACAAAUGGAAAUUUUAGAGGGUGUAAAAUUGAAAGCUUUUCCUUACGACUGAAAGUUUUUCAUAAGAAUAUUGAAGGUGGCAAUAUCAGUGGUCCAGAGCUGUGUAAAAAUAUCUGUAACAGGUUCCCUAUCUCAGUGAAUAAUGAGGUCCAGCAUCUGUUUGCUUUUGAAAUGUCAUUCCUUGGAAGUAAAUAUCACGCUGGAAUAAUUAUAAAAGAAAGAAACAAAAGAGUGCUAUUAGAUUAUUUUGAUCAUCUUCCAGAAAAUGAGAUAUUGUUCUCCAAUAGAUGGUGUCCAAAAAUCUGUCAACUCACUUUUAAAAGUCUGUCAUUUCCACUGAGGGACUAUUCCACUGGGAGUUAAAUUGCUUCACUGUUGGGAUACUUUUUCCUGAUAAUUUCUUUCCUUGACUUCUUCCCAUUAUUCUACAAAUAGACACUUAAUACAUGACACUUAAUUCUCUCUUUCUUCUUGGUCUUUAAGCCCUGCACACAUCUAGGUAGUUAGUUAGCAUCUAUAUAUUUUGAUUUAUUCUUUUAUCAUUUCCUCCCAUGAAUGUAUGUUAUUGUUGCUCUGUUUAUUCCUGGCAAUGACUUCACAGAUUUAGUGUGGCACUCCAGUCACACACUGUAUGGUCCAAACCUCUAUGGUCUUGCCUAUUUAUAAUCCCAGUUUUUGAGAUUUUCUUUCUAAUGCUGUUAACAUGCUCAAAACAGAUGCAUCUAAUUUCCUGCUACUACGUCUAUUAGCGGUUUCCCUCUGUUUUCCAAUAUCUUGGCUUCCCUGGAGAUACUGGAAAUCUCAGAUUAACUUCAGCAAAGUGAGGAUGUCAUUAGUUAGGAAUAUGAAGUUUGCAUAGAUUUACUUUAGGAAAAAUUGGUGAAGACUGUAUUAGCACAACUACAGGAUCUCAGGAGUAAGAACUGCCACAAAAAGUAAAAGAAAUGGAGAAGGAUAUAUAACAUGGACUAUAUUAGAGAAAUUAUAUCAACUAACAACUGUGAAGGCGUCAUAGUUUUUUUUAUAGAGUAGCGUCACUCAUUUAUUAAUUCCUACUGAUUUUAACUUAUAGUCACAGUAUCAAUACCUCUCAGAUUUAUUAAUGGAUUGCUAGUUCUUUUCUUUCUUGAAAGAUUACUUCCCGAAAGUAGAUAAUGGCAACAACAUUUACUCUUUCACUAAACCAUUUUUCACAUGCAAAGCCCCAUACAAAGGAGUUUGGUUCCAUGACUAAGACUCAAGGCACCGCUGUUAAAAAUGAACCGUAAACUAAAGCAACAUUCUCCCUUCUCCCUCCUGCUGUCAAUCCCGCAACCACCUCUUGGUCUACCCUGUGAGGAAACAUGAAAUGCAACCCAAAUUAGUUUAACAACCUUUUUAGCACAAAUCAUUCCUGAUAAAAUUUUGUUCAAACUAGAUUGUACCAUGUAUGAUUUUGUGCUAUAUUGUGAAAAAUGAUAUAUAGCAUUCUCAUGUUCUUAUGAUCAUUCUCUCCCCCUUCCUCUCUUUAAAUUCUUUGAUUUUAUCCCUGAUGAUAGAAGAUAUACAGCAUCAAA
Molecule: messenger RNA, 6421 nt
Organism: Dromaius novaehollandiae (emu)
Lineage: Eukaryota; Metazoa; Chordata; Aves; Casuariiformes; Dromaiidae
Gene: TINAG
Product: tubulointerstitial nephritis antigen
Exons: 10
Coding region: 128-1402 (424 amino acids)
Biological process (GO): proteolysis
Cellular component (GO): lysosome
Molecular function (GO): cysteine-type peptidase activity
Source: RefSeq, a predicted model, not a curated record